Messenger RNA from Aspergillus niger, 462 nucleotides. RefSeq lists its product as uncharacterized. Lineage: Eukaryota; Fungi; Ascomycota; Eurotiomycetes; Eurotiales; Aspergillaceae. Gene Ontology annotation, biological process: proteasome-mediated ubiquitin-dependent protein catabolic process; protein polyubiquitination. Gene Ontology annotation, molecular function: ubiquitin conjugating enzyme activity. The record is from RefSeq and is a predicted model, not a curated record. The coding region runs from base 1 to 462 and encodes 153 amino acids. Gene Ontology annotation, cellular component: nucleus. The transcript is spliced from 3 exons.
AUGUUCGCCGGCAAGCGCCUGAGCAAGAUGAAAGACCACCUUCCGCCCGGGAUCACAAUCGUCAAGUCCGAAAACCUCGAGGAAUGGCAAAUGGACAUUAAAGUCCUCGAUUCCAAUCCGCUUUACCAGAACGAGACCUACCGGCUCAAAUUCACCUUUAGCAACAAAUACCCUAUCGAACCCCCCGAAGUCCAAUUCAUCGAAUGCCCACCCACCUCCGACCACCCCCGUCCGAUCCCCGUCCACCCACACAUCUACAGCAACGGCAUAAUAUGUCUCGAUCUCCUCAGCUCGGCAGGCUGGUCGCCCGUGCAGACGGUCGAGAGCGUCUGCAUGAGUAUUCAGAGCAUGUUGACGGCCAAUUCGCGCAAUGAGCGGCCUCCCGGUGAUAGUGAAUUUGUGUCGUAUAAUCGGAGGAGACCGAGGGAUAUUAAUUUCCAUUACGACGAUGAUAAUGUAUAG